This is a messenger RNA of Onychostoma macrolepis, 3505 nucleotides long. It is a transcript of the gene cdh12a, whose product is annotated as cadherin 12, type 2a (N-cadherin 2). The transcript has 12 exons. The coding region runs from base 249 to 2663 and encodes 804 amino acids. NCBI's taxonomy places the organism in Eukaryota, Metazoa, Chordata, Actinopteri, Cypriniformes, Cyprinidae. Gene Ontology annotation, biological process: multicellular organism development; cell morphogenesis; cell-cell junction assembly. The record is from RefSeq and is a predicted model, not a curated record. Gene Ontology annotation, cellular component: adherens junction; plasma membrane; catenin complex. Gene Ontology annotation, molecular function: calcium ion binding; cadherin binding.
GCGUGUGUGUGAGAUCUAAUAGUUUAUUGCAAUAGCAACUGGAGGUCUGGAUUACGCCGCUUUAAUCCUCAAGAGACUUUGUGGGACGUUUUGAAGGUGGUUCACUUUCAAGUGCCCCAGGAAUUCCAUGGAUAUUAGUUGUUCCAUUCCACCGAGGCUUUGCGGUGUUCUUCAUAUUGCAUUCAUCGCUCCUUUGCCGUCACCAUAAAAGUCACCUAUAUCCAUCUCUGCGCCUAAAGGUUGUUCCAAUGCUCAUGGGGAACUGUCUGCUGCUGUUCCUUUGGUGCCUCUUAGACAAAAGCUUUGUUUCGCCCCUCCACUCUUCAUCCCAGAGCAGGAUGGGGAAGGAGCAGCACAGGAACAUGAUGGCACAUAGGAAACAUGGCAUGAUGGGAGUUCACAGAGUCAAGAGAGGAUGGGUGUGGAACCAGUUCUUUGUUCUGGAGGAAUACAUGGGAUCUGAUCCGCAGUAUAUUGGAAAGCUUCACUCUGACCUGGAUAAGGGAGAUAGUAUGGUGAAGUACACACUCUCAGGUGAAGGAGUUGGCUCUAUUUUCACAAUCGAGCCAAGCACUGGAGACAUCCAUGCCUUAAGGAGCCUGGACCGAGAAGUGAAGGCUUAUUACACACUGAGAGCGCAGGCUGUGGACGUGCUCACAGGCAGACCCUUAGAGCCCGAAUCGGAGUUUAUUAUCAAAGUCCAGGACAUCAAUGACAAUGAGCCAAGGUUCCUGGAGGGCCCAUACUCUGCUAGCAUCCCAGAGAUGUCACCCGUCGGCACAUAUGUGACGCAAAUAACCGCCACUGACGCUGAUGACCCUACUUAUGGAAACAGUGCACGGAUUGUGUACAGCAUCCUUCAUGGGCAGCCCUACUUCUCUGUUGACCCCAAGACAGGGAUCAUUAAAGUUGCCUUACCCAACAUGGAUAGGGAGGUUAAAGAAAUGUACCAGGUGGUCAUACAGGCUAAGGACAUGGGCGGCCAGCUCGGAGGUUUAGCUGGGACCACAACCAUUAAUAUCACUCUCCGUGAUGUCAACGACAACCCACCACGGUUUUCUAAAAGUAUCUUUCACCUGCGCAUUCCUGAAUCUUCACCUGUGGGCUCGUCGGUGGGGAGGGUCAAAGCUCAUGAUCUGGACUCUGGGAAGAAUGCUGAAGUGGAAUAUAGCAUCGUUCCUGGUGACGGAGGCUCCAUGUUUGAUAUUUACAGCAAUAAGAAUACUCAAGAGGGAACAGUCAUACUGAAAAAGCGUCUGGACUACGAGACCAGAAAGGCCUACACCUUCAAAGUAGAAGCUUCAAACGCAGCUCUUGAUCAUCGAUUCCUUCAUUUGGGACCUUUUAAGGACACUGCCACAGUGAAAGUGAAUGUUCUGGAUGUGGAGGAACCUCCUGUCUUUAGCCGGUUGUCUUAUAGAAUGGAGACAUAUGAGGACACACCAGUGGGCAUCAUCGUCGGAGCCGUCACAGCUGAGGACCUAGAUGUAAGCAACAGUCCUGUUAGAUAUUCUGUUGAGUGGAGAAAGGACUCUGAAAACCACUUUGACAUUGACCCUGUUGAAGGAACUCUGUCUGUCAGUGAAGCCCUGGACAGAGAGAGAAAUACAGAACACAACGUCACUGUUGUAGCAACAAAAGUUAACAACCCCCUGCUGUCCAGCAAAGUUACUGUCACAAUCAAAGUGCUGGAUGUCAAUGAAUUUCCUCCAGAACUUGCCUUUGUAUAUGAGACAUUUGUUUGUGAAAAUGCAAAAGUAGGACAGGUGAUUCAGAUCAUCAGCGCCACAGACAGAGACAUGCCUGCAGUCGAGCACCGAUUCUACUUCAAAUCCCCUUCACAGACCAGGAACAGAAACUUCACAAUCAGGGACUAUGGAAACAACACAGCUGGAGUGGUGACCAGGCGAGGGGGUUUCCGGAGACUGGAGCAGAGCAUGUACCUGGUGCCGGUCAUUGUGGAGGACGGCGGAUAUCCGAUCCGAAGCAGCACAGGGACGGUUUCAGUGCGAGUGUGUACCUGCGACACAGACGGCUCCCUCCUUUCCUGCAAUGCGGAAGCCGUCUUCUUUCCCAUGGGACUCAGCACUGGAGCUCUAAUGGCCAUUCUGCUCUGCAUUGUCAUUCUGCUGGUGAUGGUGGUGCUCUAUAUGGGCCUGAGAAAACACAAGAAGAAGGACACUCUGAUGUCGUCUAAAGAGGACAUCCGGGACAAUGUGAUCCACUACGACGAUGAGGGGGGUGGGGAAGAGGACACCCAGGCCUUUGACAUAGGUACGUUACGCAAUCCCAAAGGCAUCAAAGAGACGGCGCAGCUGCAAAAAAUAAGAUCAGAGGAUGAGCCCGAUCGGGCUAGUGCGUGCAUAUCCAACGAGGACAGCGAGGACAUCCGAGCCUACAUCCAUCACUGUCUUCUGGAGAACUCAACACCUCCGUAUGACUCUCUGGUCACGUAUGCAUAUGAGGGAGAGGGAUCGGUGGCCGAGUCUCUCAGUUCUAUUGAGUCCUGGGUGCUUGAACCCAAGGAGGAUUACAGAAAUCUCUGUGACUGGGGUCCUCGCUUCAAAACACUGGCUGGGAUAUUUAAAGAGCAUGAGUGUAAGGACACAGAAAAGAUGGAAAAUGAAGCACACGCUGAGGCACUAAAUGACAGACUGGACUGAGAGCAUUUUCACAUGCUCUGUGGAAAAAACAACUUUUAUUUAUUUCAGGCAUGGCACUUAAAGGAAUAGUUCAAUCUAAAAUGAAAAAUGUCAUGUCGUUCCAAACCGGUAUGCCUUACUUCAAAUUUUGCAGUAAAAAAAAAUCUUUUGGCAAUAGUGUAGCAAUGUAUGAAGCAUAGUUUACACAGAAGUCACAUUCAAACCAAACGGCUUUUUGCUGGUCAACGUGAAAAUCCAUGUGAGCAAUUUGUAGCUGAAAUCUGUGUGGGGAAAUCUUUUGCCCUUAAUGUGAUCUCAUGGAUUCCUAUUGAAAUGACUAGAUUUUGCCUGCAAAAAUUUACUGAAUAUUGGUAAAUAUGGCCGCACCUUAACACAAGACUGUUUUUUCUCAUACAAAAUACGUAGCCUACCUCUGGAUACUUUUCUGUAAGACCGUUUUUAAGUACCUUGCUGCACGUUUCGCUGCAGUUUCAACAAGAAAUGUCCACUGAGUGGCGCUAAAACACGGGUUCAGUUUGUGAACCCUGGCACGUUUUUAUUACGUUGAUAUAGGUACGUAUUGCUGUGUUUUUAUUACAUUGCUUCAGAUACGUAUUGCAGCGGUUUGGAAUUCAAAUAUCCAUUAGGGACUGUCCCUAAAAGUUAAUGUUCUAUCAUGUUGGAAAAAUAGCACUACACCAAACCCAAACCCAACCCUAAACCAACCUGAUAGUGUUACAAAUGCAAAACUAAUAUAAAAACGCAUUUGUUGAUUCAACCGUGCCAUUUGAACUUACCAUAUGCAGAUUUGAACCCUUUUGUUGAACCGUACACUCUCAGAAAUAAAGGUACAAAAGCUGACA